Penicillium vulpinum is the source of this 11817-nucleotide messenger RNA. RefSeq names its product PKS-NRPS hybrid synthetase psoA (gene nrps14). NCBI's taxonomy places the organism in Eukaryota, Fungi, Ascomycota, Eurotiomycetes, Eurotiales, Aspergillaceae. The coding region runs from base 1 to 11817 and encodes 3938 amino acids. The transcript has 4 exons. The record is from RefSeq and is a predicted model, not a curated record. Gene Ontology annotation, biological process: fatty acid biosynthetic process. Gene Ontology annotation, molecular function: fatty acid synthase activity; 3-oxoacyl-[acyl-carrier-protein] synthase activity; phosphopantetheine binding.
AUGAUCAACACACCAGAGCCCGUGGCCAUUGUGGGCAUCGGCUGCCGCUUCCCUGGCGGCGCCAACACUCCGGCAAAACUAUGGGAACUCCUCGAACAGAGGCGUGAUAUCUUGAAGCCCAUUCCAUCUGACCGCUUGAAUGCAAAGGGGUUCUUUGAUGCCGACGGAGAACGGCAGGGAUGUAUGAAUGUGCAACAUGCAUACACACUGGACGAAGACAUUCGUCAAUUCGACGCCUCGUUCUUCAAGACAAACGCGCUCGAGGCCGAGGCCAUGGAUCCACAACAACGCAUUCUCCUCGAAGUUGUGUAUGAGGCCCUCGAGUCGGCAGGCUGUGCCAUGGAGCGCAUGCAAGGCUCUGACACUUCGGUCUAUGUAGGCAGCAUGACCGGAGACUACCAUGAAAUGCUGCUCCGCGAUCCGGAAGAUAUGCCAAAAUAUAUGGCGACAGGAACUGCCAGAAGUAUCCUAUCAAACCGCAUCUCGUACUUUUACGACUGGAAGGGUCCAUCGAUGACUAUCGACACGGCUUGCUCAUCUAGUCUGGUGGCCCUGCACGAGGCUGUGCAAUCACUCCGACAGGGUGUAUCACAGGUCGCGUGUGCGGCAGGUGCCAACCUGAUUUUGGGCCCUGAGAUGAUGAUCUCUGAGUCAAAACUGCAUAUGCUUUCUCCCACUGGGCGCAGCCGCAUGUGGGAUGCCGCAGCUGAUGGCUACGCUCGGGGAGAAGGAUUCAGCGCCGUUAUCCUGAAGACUCUGUCUCGAGCCAUUGCCGACGGCGACUUUAUUCAUUGCAUUGUCCGAGAGACAGGCGUGAAUUCCGAUGGCCGGACCAACGGAAUUACCUUACCCAGCUCUGUGUCACAGACGGCCUUGAUCCGUCAAACCUAUGCACGUGCCGGUAUUGACUUAGAAAAGGAACCUUGUCAAUACUUUGAAGCACACGGUACUGGCACGCCAGCUGGAGACCCCAUUGAGGCCCGAGCCAUCUGCGAGGCAUUCUUUCCACCAUCGCAGGGCCAGGUGGCAUCCACCCAGCCCAUGUUUGUGGGCUCGGUGAAAACAGGCAUUGGCCAUCUGGAAGGCUGUGCAGGACUAGCAGGCCUAGUCAAGGCAUCCGAGGCGGUGCGACGUGGUGUGAUCCCUCCUAACAUGCUCUUUGAGACCCUCAAUCCAGACGUACUUCCAUGGGUGAACCGAUUGCAAGUGCCCACUGUCGCCUUGCCGUGGCCCACAGUAGCCGACGGAUCUCCCCGGCGGGCAAGCGUCAAUUCUUUUGGUUUCGGUGGCACUAAUGCCCACGCUAUUAUCGAGAGUUUUGAAAACAAGCAUCUCGGGCUCUCUCAGACCUGUGAAAAAGUCAUCCCCAUUCCCUUGGUGUUCUCUGCCAACUCGGAGAUCUCCCUCCGUUCCCAGAUUGAAAGCUAUUACCAUCUCCUCGAAUCACCCGACAGGGCAUCGCCGGUAGAUAUCUCGUUGACUCUGCAGUCAAAACGCUCCCAGCAUGCCGUUCGAGUGGCUUUCUCUGGGCAUGACCGCGCAUCACUUCUUCAAAGCAUCCAAGGCUCCCUCACAAAAGAGGACUCCAUGGGUGUGCGAAUCGACCAGAAGGUGGAUCGUCCACGAAUUCUCGGAAUCUUCACUGGACAGGGUGCGCAGUGGCCCACAAUGGGGCGAGAACUACUGCGAACCUCUUCGGUAGCACAGGAUAUUGUGCAACGGCUACAGGGUUCGUUGGAAAAAUUACCCGAUCCUCCCUCCUGGACGCUGGCCGAUCAAAUUCAGGCCGAUCACGCCUCGUCACGACUGGCCGAAGCUAGUGUCGCUCAACCAUUAUGCACUGCAGUCCAAAUCAUUCUUGUCGAUCUGCUUAAAAUAGCUGGCGUCACAUUUAAUGUUGUAAUUGGUCAUUCGUCUGGGGAGAUUGGUGCUGCCUAUGCCGCAGGAAUGAUUACAGCAGAGGAUGCUAUCCGUAUCGCCUAUUAUCGCGGAGUGCACGCGAAACUGGCUAGAGGCGCCGAUGGCGAGAAAGGGGCAAUGAUGGCAGCCGGUAUGAGCUAUGAAGAUGCAUGCGACUUUUGUGAACAGUACUUCCCUGGUCGUCUGGAUGUGGCAGCCUCGAACGCUCCCGGAAGCGUCACGCUCUCUGGAAAUGAGGACGCUGUUUAUGAAGCGAAAGCUCUUCUGGAUGACCAGGGCAAAUUUGCUCGGAAAUUGCUCGUCGACACAGCGUAUCACUCGCCGCACAUGGAGCAAUGCUCAAUCCCCUACUCCACGUCUCUGGCUGCCUGCGGAAUCCGCCCUCAGCCAGCGCGCGACGAUUGUACCUGGGUAUCGAGUGUACAUGGGUACCGCAUGCAGGGCGAGGAACACGUCGAGUCACUGACAGGUGAGUACUGGAACGAUAAUAUGGUCAACCCUGUCUUGUUCUCCAUCGCUGUGGAGGUGGCCGUGACAGGAGAACUGCCCUGUGAUAUCGCCCUUGAGCUGGGUCCCCAUCCCGCCCUCAAGUCGCCCUUCAAUCAGACGUUUAAACAGGCGACUACUGGUUCUAUCGCUUACAGUGGCACUCUGUCGCGGGAUCGCCAUGAUGUUAGCGCCUUGAGUGACACUCUUGGCUUCCUAUGGACGAGACUAGGCUCGUCCUCCGUGGACUUUGAACGGUUUGCUGCCGCCUUUUCCAUCGCUCCUCAAUGGAUCCCAGGCCUACCCGCCUACUCAUGGGAUCACCGGCAGUCGUACUGGAGGGAAUCCAACAAAUCUGCCAACUAUCGCCGGCGGGCUCAGCCACGGCAUCCUUUACUCGGAUCCCGUUCCACCGAAGACAUCGACCAGAACCUCCGCUGGAUGCAGACUCUGCGCCUCGGAGAGUUGCCCUGGCUGAAUGGACAUAAAGUCGAGGGCCAGGUAAUCUACCCAGCGGCGGCUUAUCUGGUAAUGGCCAUAGAGUCGUGCAACGACGUGGCAAAGGACCGCGGCAUCCAGCUUCUGGAGCUAUACGAUGUAGAUAUUGCCAACGCUAUCUCCCUAUCCGAGGAUGCUCCAGGUGUUGACGUUCUCUUUUCCUUGAGCCCGAGGGAUGCAGGUUCUCAAUCCGACAUGAUCACCGCCGAGUGGGCCUGUUAUUCACGAAUGGGCGAGGGCAAGGGAUCAUGGAGACUUAAUGCUCGCGGUCAUGUCCGAAUGGUGUUUGGCGAUGUCAAUUCCGAAAUUCUCCCUCCUAGGGCGGCUUUGGAGGGAGCUUUUGUCGACGUCGACGUCGAUCGAUUUUAUGGAGCCCUAACUGAGAUUGGACUAAACUAUACAGGGGCAUUCCGCAGUCUCAACUCCAUCUGCCGCCGAUCGGGUGUGUCUAGUGCGACCCUACAUCAGAUCCCAUCACCUCCGCUGGCUGGCUCCAUUCACCCAGCCAUCCUAGAUGCCGCAUUCCAAUCCAUAUUUGCCGCAUUCUGUUGGCCUGGGGAUGGCAGUCUGCGAGCCCCUUUCGUUCCUACAAAGCUCACCAGCUUGCGCAUUGUCAACGGGGCCUUAGUGCAGGCCGCAGACCAGGUGCAAGUGGUCGCAUCAAUUGCAGAAGCCUCCGGACAAGCGAUCUCUGCCGAUCUAGAUCUCUAUGCCUUGAGGGAAGGAAAUAAAGCCCUCGUGCAGAUCCAAGGUCUGCGCUGCUCAUGCCUCACGCCUCCCGGUCCCAACGACUACAAGGAGCUCUACUCACAAAAUGUAUGGGAGCUGGACAUUGGAAGUGGAAUUUCCUCUUUAGCCGCCGUCGAAAACGAUGCUCCCGAAGACCUGCAGCUCAUUAAUCUUUGUGAACGACUAUCUUAUUAUUAUCUACGGCUGUUGAAUGCAGAGGUUGACCGAAGUGAAGUGCCGGGCAUGGAGUGGAAUUUCCAAUGCAUCUUCGAGUGGAUUGAUUACCUCUUCCCGUGGAUUGAAUCAGGAACGCACCCAACUAUCCGAAAGGAAUGGGCCACUGAUGAUCCAUCAUGGCUCCUUGACCAGGUCACUCGAUUCCCAGACUCGGUCGACCUGCAGCUAAUUACAGCCGUGGGAACACACCUCCCCCAGGUCGUCCGCCGCGAGACAACCAUGUUAGAGCACAUGGUUCGUGAUGACGUUCUGAAUCGCUUCUACAAAUUUGGCCUCGGCUUCCAGCGAGCCAACGGAUUCAUGGGCCAAGUUCUCAAGCAAAUUGCACACAGGUACCCUCGAUCAAAGAUCCUUGAGAUUGGCGCUGGCACUGGUGGCGCUACCAAGGGAAUUCUUGAGUCGCUGGGGGAGACUUUUGAAAGCUACACGUACACCGAUAUCUCCACAGGAUUUUUCGAAGCAGCCGCAACUCGUUUCGAGCCUUGGGCGCACAAGAUCAAAUUCCGCCCCCUGAAUGUAGAAUUAGAUCUUUCCGAGCAAGCGUAUGGAGACCAAACCUUCGACGUCAUCGUGGCCUCCAACGUCCUCCAUGCGACCAAGAACCUGUCUGCCACCAUGCAGAACGUACGUCGGCUGCUCAAACCAGGUGGUUUCCUGGUCUUGCUGGAGGUUACAAGUGAAAUUGUCCGAGUGAAAUUGAUGAUGUCUGGGUUACCGGGUUGGUGGCUCGGAGGUGAUGACGGCCGUCGUAUGGGACCAACCAUCACUAGAGACCAGUGGGACUCCCUCCUGAAAGAAACUGGCUUCUCGGGCGUCGAUAAUGUUACCCACGACUUUAUCGAUACAUCAAAGCAUAUGACGUCGGUUAUGGUCUCUCAAGCGGUGGAUGAGAAUGUCAUGCUGCUUCGGCAACCACUGCAUCAGAAUUCCCAGUGGUCAUUGCCUUCCACCACCAUCAUUGGCGGAUGCACCUCCAACAUUGCUGUCCAAGCACAGCACAUGCUCACUCCUCUGCUCAGUCACCAAGCUCAAAUUUACCAAAUUGACAGUUUGGCGGAUCUAUUGGGCCAUCCUGCCGCUCUACAAGCUCCCGUGCUUGUAAUCCUGGAGGACUUGGAUGAUAGCAUUCUCAGGGACUUUUCCCAGCACAAACUCAAAGCACUCCAGCUAUCUCUUCCGCAAUGUCGACGUCUUCUGUGGGUUUCUCGUCAAUGUCAAUCUGGCGACCCGUACGGAAACAUGUCCAUCGGAUUAUGUCGCGCUCUUGCCGCUGAGCAUCCCCAUAUUGCUCUUCAGCAUCUAGACAUGGAAUCAAAGAUAGAUGAAUUCACCCCAACCGUGAUUGCUGAAACUCUGGUCCGGUUGGCAUUUGGAUCGGCUAUCAAGCCGGAGAGUGACCUAUUGUGGACUUCAGAGCCAGAGCUGCUGCUGAAGAACGGACAGACUUUCAUUCCCCGAAUUCUGCCAGAUCAGCGCCUAAACGAUAGAUUGAACGCGCAGAAAAUGGUGAUCAAAACAUCCUCAUCGAUAAAGGACGGCGUGGAGAUUCUGCCUCGGGCCAACGGUUAUAUUCUUUCCGAGCCAAUCGCCACGGUGACGGACAUGCACCUCAGCCAAUUGAAGGUGAAGGUCCUGUACUCGCUCCUUUCAGCUAUUCAAGUAGGCCCGCAUACGACGGCCUUUGUUUCUUACGGCUCUCUUGUGGACAACCCUCAUGUCAACGUCAUUGCAUUUGCCGAGACCAACAGCUCCACCGUCAUCACUUCGCCAACAUGCGUCUUCCCUGUCUUGAGCGCUGUAUCAGGACAGGCCCUCCUCCAGAUCACGGCGUUUGGCGCAUUGGCUGAGCAAUUGCUGUCUAGAGUGUCUCCUGGAAACGCGGUCGUACUACACCAAGCGGACGACAAGCUGGGUGCUGUCAUUCAGCAACGCGCAGGCGAGCUGGGUGUUCUAGUGAGCAAUGUCUCAAUUCAUCCCUAUGCCUCGCAGAAGUCUCAGCAAAAAAGUGUGCCUUCAUCCACUAAGCUCGUACUGGACUUUGCAUCAACAACAUCGGUCCCAUGGGAGCAGAUCGUGCCGGCAGGAUGUGAGGUUCUAACAUUGAACGAUCUAUUUACCGAUGGAUCUCAAGGCAGCACUCCUGUUGCCUCUAGUAUUUUUGAAAAGGCAUUCGGUUGGGCACGCCAGCAAAUCGCAACUUCUCAGGUGGUGGAAAUUAUUCCUAUCGCCAAUCUGGCUGGCCGCGCACGGGCCGAUAUCCCUUACUCCAGUGUUGUCGAUUUCACUGAUUCCGGUGUCGUGCAGUCAAUUGCACGAUCCUUGGAUCCAGCUCGUCUAUUCCAUUCUGACAAGACAUAUCUGCUGGCCGGAUGUACAGGAGGUCUAGGACAGGCUCUUUGUCGAUGGAUGGUCUCUCAAGGAGCGCGCUUCCUGGCUCUCACCACACGCAACCCAGCCCGAGUCAGCUCGACCUGGCUUGAAGAGCUGCGGCAAAAUGGCGCCCAAGUCUCAGUUUUUGCCUGUGAUGUGGCCAAUAAAGGCUCGCUGUCGGCAGCCUGUGAGCUGAUUGAAAGCAGUAUGCCUCCCAUUGCCGGUGUUGCUAACGCGGCCAUGGUCCUUGCAGAUCGGUCGUUUGCCGAGCUCAAGGUAAAAGACUUCCAUGACGUCUGGGGACCCAAGGUCGAAGGCACCAAGAAUUUGGAUGAGAUUUUUAAUGAUCGCCCGUUGGAUUUCUUCAUCCUAUUCUCGUCGCUGGCCAGCAUUGUCGGCAACCGAGGUCAAUCCAACUACGUAGCAGCCAAUAUGUUCAUGUCCACUAUUUCCGAACAGCGUCGGCAGCGCGGGCUAGCUGCCUCAGUCUUCCACAUCGGCAUGGUCCUGGGUGUAGGCUACGUAUCUUCAACGGGCAUCUACGAGUCGACUUUACGUCAGUACAACUACAUGCCCAUUGCCGAGCCCGAGUUCUUGGACAUGUUCUCUGAGGCCAUCCUAGUGGGCCGUCCCCAGUCAGAUCACUCCCCAGAGCUCAUCACUGGUCUGAGCCGGCACAGCUUGAGCGAAGACACCCAGAAGCCGUUUUGGCAUGAGAACCACCGAUUCUCCCAUCAUUCAGUGACUGAAAUCCAUCAGACCGAGGCCGCUACCACGGCCAAGGCAUCCUUGACGCAAUCCAUCCAGCAGGCCCAAAACCUGGAUGAUGUUGAUGCCGCCAUCCAAGACGCCUUUUGCACGAAACUGGAGCGCAUGUUGCAAGCAGCCAAGGACUCCAUCGAACGGCACCAGCCGCUGAUCAACCUGGGCGUGGACUCGCUCAUUGCCGUCGAGAUCCGUUCCUGGUUCUUCAAGGAGCUCGACGUCGACAUUCCGGUGUUGAAGGUUCUGGGAGGUGCAUCAGUAGCUGAACUCUGCCACGAGUCGGCAACCAAGGUCUGGACAGACGCAGCCCCUGUCGUCCAGACUGAAGCCCCACCAGCCCAGCAGGUUGUCCAAAACAAGCCGGCCAUCAAAGAAUCACCAUGUGUGUCAGCUGUUCCAACACCCUCGAUUACGGAGAAUUCGUCUUCCGCCACUUCCAUAUUCGAUUCCUCCAGUGUCCCUUCUAGUCUAUCACAAAGCCCAGAUCUCUCCCAAGCAUCAUCAGAAAAGGGGGAGGCUGAUUCGGAUGCGGGAAAUUCUUUUUCACGCCAGGAAGAACUCCCUAUCGAGAGAAGUAGUCCCAUGUCCUUUGCCCAAGAGCGACUCUGGUUCCUCCGAGGCUACCUCCGAGACCCGACUACCUACAAUGUGACAAUCUCCUACAAAGUGGCGGGUCCAUUGGACCGGAAAACUCUUCAGAAUGCCUUUUGUUCCGUGAUCCAACGGCAUGAGGCUCUCCGGACGUGCUUCUAUAAUGACCCGAAAUCCCACAACCCAACCCAGGCAGUCCUCACAGAAAGCAACUUCCAGGUGGAAUUAAAGGUUGGGGCAUCGGUUGAGGCCUCAUUUGAUCAGAUACGCCACCACUGCUAUGACCUGGAGAACGGUGAAAUUCUGAGAACCAUCAUGAUUUCGCCGUCUCCAUCGCAGCACUUCCUAGUGAUUGGCUUCCACCAUAUCGCCUUCGAUGGCUUCAGCGCGCAAACUCUCAUUCGCGAUCUAGCCAUAGCAUAUGCUGGUCGGCCACUGCCCCCCGCGCCCCCGCAGUACAUUGACUUUGCCAUCAAGCAACGAUCCGAAAAGCUAGAACGCGUCCAGUGUGAUCUAGAGUACUGGAAGCAGGAGUUCCCCGAUCUUCCUCCCACACUACCUCUAUUAGACUUUGCGGAGACCAAAUCUCGCGCUCCGCUGACGGAGUACAAGCUACGAAGCAUGACACAGAUGCUGCCUUCGGAUUUGACUGAAGGGAUUCGAUCAGCUGCCCGGGGUCUGGGGUGUACUCCAUUCCAUUUCCACCUCUCCAUCCUGCAGAUUGUUCUGCACAGGCUACUCUCGGUUACCGAUUUAUGUAUUGGAAUGACGGAUGCCAAUAAGAAUGACCCCCAGUUUUUAGAGACCAUUGGGUUUUUUGUCAACCUCCUGCCCAUUCGAUUCCGCCUCGAGACUACCCCAACUUUUGCCGACGUUGUGGGGCAGACCAAAAAGAAGACGGACCAAGCCUUGGCUCAUUCGCGUGUAUCUGUCGACAAGUUGCUGGAUGAACUGCACGUUCCUCGCAGCACGUUGCAUCAGCCGCUGUUCCAGGUGGCCAUCAACUACAAGAUGGGAUCCACCCAAAUUGUCCCCCUAGGCCAAUGCCAGGCCCAUGCCCUUGACUUUGAAGAUGCUCGAAAUGCAUAUGACUUGCACUUUGAAAUUGAGACGCUCUCGGAUGGUUCAACUCACCUAACGGUGCAGUCACAGCGCUAUCUCUACACCGAGCACGAAAUUUCUGUUGUGGUUGAGACCUACCUUCAUCUUCUGAGUGUUUUGUGCCAGGAUCCCAGCCGUGACAUCAAGACCGUCGACCUAGCGCCACCAGAGAAAUCCAAGCAAGCCCUCCAUCUCGGCCAAGUCUCAGGUAGCCCUUCUCCUCGAUUUCUGACCCUCUCUAGGUGGGCUGCGCACUGGGCAUCCAUUCAGCCCACUGCCACGGCAAUCUUAGACGAUCAAGGCGCCCGUUUGUCGUAUGAUCAGGUGGUCGCUGCUGCAGAUGAUCUCGCCCAUCAACUCGUUGAGGCAGGCAUCCAGCCUGGAGACCGCGUGGGCGUUUACUGUGAGCCCAGCAGCAAUAUACUCGUGUAUAUCAUUGGAAUUCACAAGACGGGCUGUGUCUAUGUGCCCCUCGAUGUGCAAAAUCCGGUCGGCCGACUCAAUCUCAUGGUUCAAGACUGCCAAAUGGCGCUGAUCUUGUGUGAUGAAACCACCGCGCCUCGUGCUCGAGAAUUUGAGACCAACGCUAUAAUCACCCAGUUUACUCCACGAGCAAGCGAGACACGGUCUGUCCAGUAUCCCGAUGCUUCAAAGGGUUCGUCUGUGGCCUGUAUCCUGUACACGAGUGGCACUACUGGCGUCCCCAAAGGAGUGGUGAUCAAACACUCCAAUCUGGCUUAUAGUGUUGCGGGAUUACGAGAACGAUAUGCUCUUGGCCAAGAGACCGUGCUCCAACAAACGUCUUGGGGAUUUGACGUUUCUCUAGGACAAAUCUAUCAAGGCGUUUUCGGAGGUGGCACUGUCGUGGUUGCUUCUUCUCCGACUCGAAAAGACCCUGCUCAAUUGGCGCGUUUGAUGCAUCAGGAGAAGAUCACCUUUACCAUCAUGACUACCACUCAGGCAUUGAGCCUGAUCCGGUACGGGUCGGAUGAUCUGCGACAAUGCUCACUGUGGAAGUUCGCACUCAAGGCCGGAGAGCCAGUGACCUCACACCUGGUCGACGAGUUCCGAGCGCUCCAUCUCACUAAUCUGCAGGUUUCAAAUGCAUACGGUCCGUCUGAAGCCACCGUCCUCGCCUGCCAUGGGUCCAACGAAUUGAGUCCCUCGGCACCCCGAGACACUCGCCAUCCACCGAUAGGUCGUGCUCUUCCCAAUUAUUCAGCAUACAUCCUUGAUGAUUGCCAACAAGUGGUGCCUGUUGGCUUCGCUGGGGAGCUCUAUCUGGGAGGUGCCGGUGUGGCCCAGGGCUAUCUCAAUCAGGAUGACCUGACAGCAUCCAAAUUCCUGCCUAAUCCCUUUGCGGAAGCUGCAUGGAUCGAGAAUGGGUGGAAUCGCAUGUACCGCACCGGCGACAAGGCCAAGUUCUUGCCAGAUGGACGCAUCGUGUUCCUAGGUCGUAUUGCGGGCGAUAACCAAAGGAAGCUCCGGGGUUUCCGCAUCGAACUUGAUGACAUCGCUAGUACAAUUAUCCGGACGUCAGUCGGUCGCGUGAGCAAUGCGGCCGCUACCAUCCGAGGAGAUUUGGAGGCCGGAGACUCCAGUAAUCAAGUUCUGGUGGCUUUCGUUGUUCUGUCAGCCAAGGAAGUCUUAUCAUCCGACUCCAGUUCAUUCAUCGAGGGGUUGCGCACCAGCCUACCACUCCCCCAGUACAUGUGUCCAUCCCGGAUCAUUGUUGUGGACAGCCUUCCAGUGAACUCAGCUGGAAAAUUAGACCAACCCGCGGUGGAUGCCCUGCCACUUCCGACGCUGCAAUCUGUGCAUGAUGCAGGUCACCUCACCGAUACACAACUCCAGCUCAAGGAACUCUGGCUCGAGGCCCUUCCCAUCUUGGGUGAUGCUACCAUCUCUACCGACAGCGACUUCUUCAGCGUCGGUGGCAAUUCAGUUUUGCUGGUCAAGCUUCAAUCCCUAGUUUUCCGUCAAUUCGGCAUCACAGUCCCAGUAGCCGACCUCUUCCAGCAAAGCACGCUUGCAGCCAUGGCCAGCAAACUAGAGACCGCGGACCCUUUGCGUUCCGUUACGCACAUUGACUGGGAUGAAGAGACUCUGCCUGUUUUGCCUUCGACUAUGCCAGUCACAGACGAAACAGACAACGCUCAACAGGUAACCACGAAUCUGGAAGUUCUUCUCACCGGUGCCACUGGUUUCCUUGGAUCAGCUAUCCUCAAACAACUAGUCGAUGACCCCAACGUGGUCAGAAUCCAUUGCAUUGCGAUCCGAACCAGCCCUGAUGGAACUCUUCGAUCUCCGGUUGUCUCAUCCCCGAAAAUUAUCCAAUAUCCCGGUGACCUCUCCUCGCCUCUUCUCGGCUUGUCGUCUGAGCAAUACAUGGAUUUAUCCCAACGCGUCCACCGCAUUAUCCAUAACGGUGCAGCCGUGUCCUUCCUGCGGACCUACAUCUCUCUCCGUGCGCCUAAUUUGGACAGUACAAAAGCACUGGCGGCGAUGGCAGCCCCCCGACACAUUCCCUUCCAUUAUAUCUCCUCAGGGGGUGUCGCGAGACUAUUCGAGAUGGAUACUCUCGCACCAGUCUCGCUGGCAGAGUACCACCCAUCAUCUGGUGGCCAAAAUGGAUACUCAUCGUCUAAAUGGGCAAGCGAAGUAUACCUGGAGCGAUGCGCCGAAGCCCACCAGCUCCCGGUAUGGAUUCAUCGACCUAGCAACAUCACUGGCGAUGGAACUCCCCAAACCGACUUGUUGCAGCGGAUCAUCGAUGCAUCAUUGAAGAUCCAGUCAGUGCCUGUUCUCACGUCGUGGCGAGGAAACUUCGACUGGGUGCCAGUGGAGGAAGUUGCGGGCGGCGUAGUAGCUGCUCUGCACUCUGCGCCGUUGACGGGUCUCAAGUUCGUGCAUCAUUGCGCAGAGCAUAAGGUCCCAGUGGCAGAGCUGAAAGCUCACCUGGAGACAAAACAUGGCGAGAAAUUGGAUGCUCUGCCUAUAGAUGAAUGGGUGAACAAGGCGGUUAAGGCGGGACAACUGGACGCAGCCACUGAAGCUUUGGCUCGGGGUGUUCAGGAUCAGUCCGACGCGGUGUUCCCCAGCCUGCUAAAAAGCGAAUAA